Molecule: messenger RNA, 5145 nt
Organism: Cyanistes caeruleus (blue tit)
Lineage: Eukaryota; Metazoa; Chordata; Aves; Passeriformes; Paridae
Product: general transcription factor IIE subunit 1-like
Biological process (GO): transcription initiation at RNA polymerase II promoter
Cellular component (GO): transcription factor TFIIE complex
Source: RefSeq, a predicted model, not a curated record
UGAGCGUGCAGAGCUGAGCCAGCACCUCUGUCGGCUACAUGGGGGUUUAGCUGUCCUCGCCAAAGGAGUUGUCAGCAACAGCAUGACAGGUGACAGCAGUUUCCUGUUUCUGAAAGCAGUGCUACCAGCCACACCAUCCCUCACCUUAAUUUAGAAAGCUGUUUUGUUGUCAUCUGGUUCUACACUUCCACAUGCAGGCUGAGGGCUGAAACAGGAAUAACAGCACUGGGGUUACACGACACUUUCCCUGCUCAAACCACUGGGCAAGGAAAGCCACAGGAAUUGUUCAUUGUAAGCAUUUCCCACAGAAUAAAACCAACACGUAGGAGCAGGAGGCAGUCUUGCUCCUCUGCAUUUUCUAGCAUAACAUAACAAAUGAGCGUGCUCAAGAACCACAUAUGGAAUGAGGUAUAGCUCUUAAAUUUUACCCUGUGGACAUUCUACGUUUGCAGUUGAAGAUUUAUUCCAAAUAUACUUCUCAGCUCUGAGUAUCUGUCAAGUGGAUUCUUAUUAAUGGGGGAAAAAAAAAAUAAAAAAAAAGCAGAAUUUUUCUCAGCAUAAGGGAUGAAAUCAAUCUCUGUUACUAUAAAUUACAAACAAAACUAGAGCUAAUCUCAGAGAUUAUUUUUAUAGCCACUUCUUCUUGCAGUUUCUAAAAAGCAGUCUCAAACCUUUGAAGUUUUUGAAUCUAAAUUCCUGCUUACAACUGUUAAAAUAUGAGGGGGUUUUUUUUUCUGUAUCCACCAGCUCUCUGAGGCACCACCUUCUGUAGCAACAUUACAGAUGCCAGCCCCACAAUCUGUGCUAUGCAGACAAACACCCACACCUUGAGCCCUCAGUGGACCCACGUGCCUGGUAAAUCAGAGAGUCAGAAAUCCAGCAACAAACAGCAGUAACAAAAGCACAAUACAUGCUGCAACACGUACAGUGGAGAUGUAAGUCACGUCACUACAAAACACCAGCCCCCACUGUGCAUAUAUGAAAAAAAAUUCAGAAAGAGGCACAGAUUUGAGAUAAAAUGUGAUGAUUGCAAUCCUAAUAGAAUUCAGUACUUUAACCCUGUAUUGUACAAUGUCUGGCAACAUUAUUUCAGCAUUGUUUUUAAACAGAGAUGUCUAAUCCAUAAAAUGGUAUCCAUAAGCUUUUCUUCUAGAAAAGUACAGUGAAAAAUUGUUCUUUCUUUCCUUUUGAAGACAUAAAGUACCUAAAAAGAUUAAUAAGUAAAACUAUGGGAACUAGCAAACAUUCCAGUUUUUCCUUUAAGACAUUAAAAUUUCUAGUUUGGUUUGGUUCUGAAAGCUUCUAAACAAAUUAUGUAAAUUACCUAUCCUAAAUACUUGGUUCACAACAACAACAAAAGGAGUUAAUGAUGAUGUUACUUUUAGUCUUCUAAAGUUAUGCUAAUGAAAACACUAAUCAAAGAUUGCAGUCACAUUUUCAGUCCUUGCCAGUUGUAGGUGGAUUAUGUUGAGCAAUAAAAUUUAUAGCUUUAUCAUGACACAACAUAUAUAUAAGGCUGAGCUGAUUCAGUUGCUAAUGAAAUGUGAUUUGGGGACUCUUGCACCAGCUGGUGAUGAUUAGGGCUUAUCACAGAUAGGUCUAGGAAAAGGCUGGGAAAUACUUAAGCUUGUUUUGCAGUUGCUUUGAGCUCUUAGGAAAGGAGCAGUUUCUCUGCAACAUCAGCCUGAAGUUUUCUGCCCAUACAAAAGAGCACUUCUCCGCUGGCAGUGAUUCAGCUCCUGAUGGAGGAGCAAACCAUUCCCAGAGAGGUGCCAGCAGCUCUAAAGCGCCUGGCCAAAUACAUAGUGCGUGGUUUCUAUGGUGUGGAGUGUUUCCUGGCUCUGGAUGUGCUGAUCCGCUACCCCUGUGUGAAAGAGGAUGACUUGUUACAGCUGCUCAAGUACGAGCGCAAGCAGCUGCGCACCGUCCUCAACACGCUCAAGGCGGACAAGCUGGUGAAGCUGAAGAUGCGAGUGGAAACGGGGCCCAACGGGAAGAGCACGAGGCACAAUUACUACUACAUCAAUUACAAGGUGCUGGUGGAUGUGGUAAAAUACAAACUGGAUCAUGUACGCCGGAAAAUAGAAGCAGAUGAGCAGGAUUCAACUACCAGACCCUCUUUUAAAUGUCCAUCCUGCUCUAGCACGUACACGGACCUUGAAGUCAAUCAGCUCUUUGAUGCAUUUACAGAGACUUUCCGCUGCACUUACUGCAACACUGAAGUAGAGGAAGAUGGCGCAGCAUUUCCAAAGCAUGAUGCUCGAACCUUGCUGGCAAAGUUCAACGAGCAGAUCGAGCCUGUCUUUAUGCUGCUGCGCGAGACGGAUGAUAUUGUGCUGCCCUAUGACUUGCUGGAGCCUCAGCCAACAGAAAUACUCCAAUUAUCAGAAAGCUUUGAUCCGAAGCUGGGCUCAAGUAUGCUUGAGGAAUCCUGCAGCUGCCCUGAAAAAUGGGCACACAGAAGUUCUGCUUUUGGCCUUACAUACACCCAAAACAUAACUAUUGAUGUCCAACACUCAAAGCCCAAGAAGAGAAGAAGAGAAAAAGCAACUGAAAAACAACCUAUCUGGUUGUCACAGAGCACUGUGGAAGGAGCAGCAACAGCCACCAAUAGUGCUGGAGUAAAUGCUUCUGAAGAAACUGAAGAAAAUGUCAAAGAAACUGUCACUGAUAAUGAAAUCAUCAAGACUCUUCUGAUCCAUGAAUCCAAGUCAUCAUCCUGCACAGACCAGGCUCCAAUUGUCAAAAGAAAACUUCAUGGAUCACAGAGUGGUAACAGUGAGUUUGAAGAGGAUGUCAAGCACUCAAGACAUGCAGGAAUGAAAGUACCAGGCAGCAACUUUGAACUAGAGGAGGAACAGGAAACUCUGGGUCCUAUUGUAAGGGUAGCUGGCCAGCCCUGUUCAUAUGGCGAAGUUAGUGAAAACCCAGAGCUUGUGUCUCUCAUGACAAGUGAAGAGAGAGAUGCUUAUAUAAAAGUAGGACAAGAAAUGUUCCAGUCUGUGUUUGAGUAACUACUACUGUAGGAAUAUCCAACCUUGUAUAGAAUGGAUGAAGGCUUCUGAUUUAUGUUCUUCAAAGUUUAUCACUGAAGGGUUUUGUUUGAACUUGCUCUUAAGCAAGAUGGUAAUCCCGUAGUAGGUAACUACAGUUCAAAUAUUAUCAUUGCAGCCACAGCAAGUGUUGUUUGCUGUUGUAAUGCUUAGACUUGGUGGAUGAUGUAAUUAGUUUUGGAACAUGAAUCAUUUCAGGAUAUGUUUAGAUCUGAUUAAAAUGACAUUUGAAAAGCAGUGAUGCAAUCUAUAGUAAGAAAUAAAUUACUCCACCUUCCUCCCAGAAGUAACAGUUACUUCCAGCAGUGAAAAGGAUUCCAAAUCCAGUAUGACUUGGUUUCAUUCCAUACAUGUGUUCUACUAGUGUGUUAGGUCACUCACUGUACAACAGUAAAGGACAGGUGUCACACAGCAACCUCCUAAAGGAAGAGCUGUUACUAAAUUGCAUUAGCAAUUUAAGGUGAGAAGCAACUCUGGCCUCUGAACUUUCAUCCUAGGAAUAAUUUUCCAAAUUUUUGUACUUAGGGUACUACAGAAUCAUCUUGAGCGGUGGACCGUGCAAGGGCCAUUGGACAGCAAAAUGUUACAUUUUGUUCUGGUCUAGAUCAGUAAGGGAGCAAGCAAUGUAUCAAGCACAAGACUCUGCUUCUCACAUCUCACACCCCAGUGCUCUUUUUAAGCAAGAAACAAAUUCUGCUUGAAAAUGAGCUACAUGAGUAGAUGGACUAGCAUUAAGCAUAACUGAGUUUUUCUUCUUCAGGAGUUCUACUACUUGAGCAAGGCAUAAUGAAAGUAGAAGGGCACAAAGCAAAACACAGGAGGUUCCCUCUGAAUGUUAGGAAACACUUCACUUGUAAGGGUGACAAAUGCAGGCCAGCUUGCCCAGAGAGGUGGUAGUCUCCCACCAGGAAGAUACUCAAAAGCCACCUGGGCAAACAGCUCUGAGUGGCACUGCUGGCACAAGAUGACAUCAAGAAGGCCCUGCUGACCAUUCCAUAAUGAAACAGUAGAUAGAAGGUAUGACCAAAGAAAUACCAUUUUGAUGCAUUUUUCAUAUACACAUACUGUGGGGUUUUGACUGGUGAUUUUCUUUUCAGUAGCUACUGUUGGGCUGUUUUGAACCUCUGUUGAAAAUAGAUGUAGAUAACACAGAGAUGUCUUCAUUAUUGCUGAGCAGCACUUGCACAGAGUCCAGACUUUCCUGCUCAUUACCCUGUGUCCCCAGUGAGAAGCCUGGGGAUGCACAGUUAGGAUGGGACACUGCCAGAACAGCUGCCCCUCACUGACCAAAGGGCUAUUCCACACCACAGGGCGUCAUGCUCAGCAUACAGAGCUCAAAGAAGAAGGAACAGGGGAUAGUUGGAGUAAUGACAUUUGUCUUCACAAGUCCUUGUUGUGCAUCAUGGAGCCCUGUUUUCCUGGUGAUUGCUGAACACCUGCUUGCCAUUUUGCUUUGCUUGCAUGUGUAAGCUAUUGUGUUUACCUAUUAAUCUUUCUUUCAACUACAAAUUAUUUUGUUUUCACUCUUCCACUUCCCUCUCUGAUCCCACUAGUUGGGGUGUAAGCAACCAGCUGCUUUGUGCUCAGCUGGGGUUAAACCCACCAUUCCAAGUCAAGAAUUCAGGAACGGGGGGUACUCAGGUGUUGUACUGUAUUAAGAAACAUGGUAUAUUCCUGAGACCUACCCUCUGAUCUGUAGUGUGUUAGCUCCUGCCCUCCCUACUCCUCCCCUUUAGUUUUUUCCUAUUGGUUCUAACCUGUUCUCCUUUUCCUCUCUCCCCCUGUUCAAAAGACAGCAUGGGAUCAGACUCUGUCUCUUUUCUGCCCUGGGCGAGUUCUGAUUAAAAGCUGGGACGCUGUCCCAGCAGGAGAGAGCCUCCUUGUCUGUGUCUCUAGUCCUUGCUAUUAACUCCCCCCAGCCUCUCUGGACCAUGGAUGUGCGGACGGCAUCGCGGAGGCAGGGGGAUUUUAAAAUAGCACUCAGGCUCUUUCUUGAGCUUAGAAUUUAAUGAUUCAAAAUAUAAACUAACCUUAUUUCAAAUCUGCACACAUAAUCUCAUCUCAUUCUACUUAAUAAAAAAAUAUAAAUUCC